UCUGUCCGCCACCUAGCCAGCCGAGGUUUUGUGCGGUCGGAUGUGCGGAUGACAGUGUAUUUCCCAGCUUUUCCCAACAGCCAUUAAUUCUGCCCCUCACGACUGAUGGCUGUCCUCCACGACAUGUCACCCUGGAGCUAAUACUGCUAAGCGGUCCUGUUCCGAGGCGAGCCCCGGACGAGCCGCUGGGGCUACAUGCUAUGUGGUGUCACUGUGCUGGAUCAUGGUCUUUGCAGAGCUAGCUUUCGCGUUUCUGGAGGUUUUUAAAAAAGGCCUGCUGGUCCGAUUUUGUGUUGUCAUGGCUGUUGGGAAACGCAGCGCUGGCCUCGGCUGGAGGGAGUUAGACCUGAUGUUAGACCUGAUGUUAGACACGAUGUUAGACAUGAUGUUAGACACGAUGCAUGUGCUGGUUCUGCUGCGGUCACAAGUUCGGUUUGGUCUGCACACUGGUGGUCUGAUAAUGGGUUAUCUGUUUUAAAAAAGGCCAGGCCACAUGGGGACACGGCUCAACUAAGUAAACACAUAUUCUGCAGCCGAACUGCUAUACGACGAUUAUAAUACAUAAAUAAAUGUUGACAGAAAAUUGACCUAGAAAAAAAUCAAUUACACAGAUGUGUCAUCCGUGCAGGAACAUAUGUAGGGCAUGCGAGAGCGAUCAUGAUUGGGUUGUGAAAGUGGUGCAAUAGUUGUAUCUAAUUGUAAAAGGACUACAUUCUGAUUUGUACUAAUACAUAGACUCGGAUCCAAUAAGAAACAUCAGCUUUAAUGUUCACCAUAUCAUUCUAAUUCAUAUGCCAUCUGCUUCUUUCUCAAGGUCUGAGUCUAGAAUAUUCCACUGUUACUGAUGUAUGUCUGCUCUUAAGGGAUGCACACUUAAACAUUAUUAGAUCAUCUGAUAAUCCCAACUACACCUGACAUAAUUCCUUAUCUCUUUAAAAGAGUGGCCAGCAAGCAGAAUGUUGGAUUUAAUAUGCAAUCUCCAACGGAUAACGAAAACUGAGCUAAACUGUCCGUCAGACAAGAAGACCUGGAGUCUGUUGAAUUCAGAUGUCAAUUCGGUUAACAGCUUAAUGGAAAAUUGAAUUCAGUUGAACCCAAAAAGUGAAAGGUAACUGAUAUGCCCCCUAAGUAGGUACAGAUCAUAUUACUUACUUUCAGAUUCUUGUUGGAAUGUGUAGAGGCUAAUUAUAUAUUUGCUCAAACCAACACAUUUGUUCAAACCAAGGUACAAUCAUUAAGUAUGAUUGUAAUGAUAACGUUCCACUAAGCCUAUACUCAAAAGACCUUACAUGUUAAGGUUCAGUUAGGACAGGCUGCUGAAAGACUGUCAGUGUGGAAUGGUCUCCCAGAUUUGCAGUGUCUGCCUCUGAUUCCUAUUGGCCGGCUCCAGACGUGGGAGGGCCUUAAGGGAGGCGGGCAGACAGGCAGGAAGGGGUCGGCUGGAAAUGUUUCUGCCUAUGGUUUCUGCUAGACAGUUGAGCAGACACUACUUUUCCUUUACGGUCCGUGGAACUAAGCCGUUGUGGGGGCAGUGGGAAUAAGAUCAACAGAAAGUGCCUUUGACAAGACCUCCCCUACUUGAAGCCGUACCGUGUUGAACACCUGUACCCCCUUUAAGGCCUCCUGCUCCGCUGUACCUCACCUGCAAACCGUCUGAUUCACUGGCCAAUAGAUUCACAGAUUUGCGCAUUAGGUUUUUCGAGGAGAGGGAGGAAACUCUUACAACGGACGGGUUUCUGCAGAUGUUGCCAUGAGGUCUUCUUGCCUGUCCUUUGACCAGGCGAUGUAGAGGACUUCACAUUUGAAUGUAUUGUAGAACCAGCUACCUUGGUUCUUCCUUGUAUGGCUGUUAACUUUUCCACAUUUUGUGUUUUUUUUUUUGCCUUGAUACUCGAUCGGCUUAUGGACGACAACUCAUUUUGUUUCAAUUUAUUUUCUUUUUAACAAUGAGGGACAUCUCCGCAUAGGUAGAUUGUUUUAUUUCUCAGCACGUGUGACGUCAGGUUUUAACGCCUCCAAAAAGAUAACCCCCGAUAUCUGGCCAUGGCUUUGAAUAUGUCCUCGAUAAGGGACACAAAAUGGCUAACUCUGGAAGUGUGCCGGCAGUUCCAGAGAGGAACUUGUUCACGUAGUGACGAGGAAUGCAAAUUUGCACAUCCACCAAAGAGCUGCCAAGUGGAAAAUGGGAGAGUUAUUGCCUGCUUUGACUCUCUGAAGGGUCGCUGCUUAAGAGAAAACUGCAAGUAUCUCCAUCCGCCAUCGCACUUAAAAACACAGCUGGAGAUCAACGGACGCAACAACCUGAUCCAGCAGAAGACUGCGGCCGCCAUGUUGGCCCAGCAGAUGCAGUUCAUGAUCCCAGGAACCAGCAUGCAGGCCAUGCCCACGUUCUCCAUGGCCCAGGGGCUGGGCCCGAGCCCCGGCCUGAGCUACAGCCCCUACCUGACGCCCAUGAGCCACGGCAUGGGCCUGAUGUCCACCGAGAUGCUCCCCAGCAACCAGAUGCUGGUGUCGGGCAGCCCCACGGUCGCGGUCCAGAGCCAGAACGCCUCGAACUCCCCCUCACAGAAGCAGCGCUCGGACAAGUUAGAGGUGUGCCGAGAGUUCCAGCGGGGGAACUGUGCGCGGGGCGAGACGGACUGCCGCUUCGCCCACCCGGGCGACAGCCCCAUGAUCGACACCAGCGACAACACGGUCACCGUGUGCAUGGACUACAUCAAGAGCCGAUGCUCCCGGGAGAAGUGCAAGUAUUUCCACCCUCCUGCACACUUACAGGCCAAAAUCAAGUCCGGCCAGCAGCAGGUCAACCAGGCAGCCGUGGUGGCGCAGGCGGCGGCCGUGGCGGCCAUGACUCAGUCGACUGCCAAAGCAAUGAAGCGACCCCUCGAGGCUACGUUAGACCUGGCCUUCCCCCACAGCAUGCUGCACACCCUACCAAAGAGACAAGCUCUGGAGAAGAGCAACGGGGCCAGCCACCUGCUCAACCCCAGCUUCUUGCACUACCAGCAGGCCCUGGCCAACGCGCACCUCCAACAACCCACCUACUUCCCCACAGGGUCUGUGUUUUGCAUGGCUCCUGCUACCAGUGUUGUCCCCAUGAUGUACAGUGCUGCUCCCGCUACUGUCUCUGCAGCCAACGCCCCCACCUCCAGCCCCUACGCAGCGGCAGCAGCGGCCAAUCAGAUCAUCCUCAAGUAACGCGUUGGGGGCCGAGCGAGUGCCAAGCAGCCCUGGAGCCCCUCUGUAAAUACCACGAGCACCCCCCCCCCACACCGCAGACCGCACGCUGAC
Molecule: messenger RNA, 3291 nt
Organism: Gadus chalcogrammus (walleye pollock)
Lineage: Eukaryota; Metazoa; Chordata; Actinopteri; Gadiformes; Gadidae
Gene: mbnl2
Product: muscleblind-like splicing regulator 2
Exons: 10
Coding region: 2044-3198 (384 amino acids)
Molecular function (GO): metal ion binding
Source: RefSeq, a predicted model, not a curated record